Periophthalmus magnuspinnatus is the source of this 2372-nucleotide messenger RNA. RefSeq names its product guanine nucleotide-binding protein G(i) subunit alpha-1. The record is from RefSeq and is a predicted model, not a curated record. Gene Ontology annotation, cellular component: heterotrimeric G-protein complex. Bases 373 to 1437 code for a protein of 354 amino acids. Gene Ontology annotation, molecular function: GTP binding; G-protein beta/gamma-subunit complex binding; GTPase activity. NCBI's taxonomy places the organism in Eukaryota, Metazoa, Chordata, Actinopteri, Gobiiformes, Gobiidae. Gene Ontology annotation, biological process: adenylate cyclase-modulating G protein-coupled receptor signaling pathway. The transcript is spliced from 9 exons.
GCGCAAAGUGUCGUUAUGUGCAAAGAACAGGAAGCGAACUGUUUGAGACUCCGCCGCUGAUGAUGCCAACUACACCCUUUAUGUGAGCAAUCAUCAGCCUGCUCUACGACGCUACAGAGGACAGGCGAGCGCACAACAACCGCUAAUCGUGGAUGCCGUGGUUUUCUCUCGUGUUUUUUUAAUAGAUCGACCCAAAUUUGGGGAGAUUAAUCGCGAGGCAAGGGCGGGUUGGAAUCCGUUUCAAGUCAGACGCCCUCCUCCCCGUUGCUGCUGCUGAAUGCUAACUCGGUAGCCUUUGCAUGUUUCUGUUGCAUUCGUAGUUUUAAGUUUGGGUAACGCUUCAGUUUUAUUCGGAGUCUAAGAUAGAAGAAGAUGGGGUGCACUUUGAGCACGGAUGACAAGGCGGCACAGGAGAGGAGCAAGAUGAUCGACAGGAAUCUACGGGACGAUGGGGAGAAGGCAGCCCGGGAGGUGAAGCUUCUGCUACUCGGUGCCGGGGAGUCUGGAAAAAGUACAAUUGUUAAACAGAUGAAGAUUAUCCAUGAGGCAGGAUACUCUGAGGAGGAGUGUAAGCAGUACAAGGCUGUGGUCUAUAGCAACACCAUCCAGUCUAUCAUUGCUAUCAUCCGAGCUAUGGGGCGUCUCAAGAUUGACUUUGCCGAUCCUGCUAGAGCGGACGAUGCUCGCCAGCUGUUCGUUCUUGCUGGCUCUGCUGAGGAGGGCUUCAUGACCGGAGAGCUAGCUGGGGUCAUCCAGAGACUGUGGAAAGAUGGAGGCGUCCAAGCCUGCUUCAGCCGCUCCCGAGAGUACCAGCUCAACGACUCCGCAGCAUACUACCUUAAUGACCUGGACAGGAUAUCCCACGGAUCCUAUGUGCCCACCCAGCAGGACGUGUUGAGGACCCGGGUCAAAACCACCGGCAUUGUGGAGACGCACUUCACAUUCAAGGACCUGCAUUUCAAAAUGUUUGAUGUUGGCGGACAGAGAUCAGAGAGAAAGAAAUGGAUCCAUUGUUUUGAAGGUGUCACAGCCAUCAUUUUCUGUGUGGCUCUGAGUGACUAUGACCUGGUAUUGGCUGAAGAUGAGGAAAUGAACCGAAUGCAUGAGAGCAUGAAGUUGUUCGACUCUAUUUGCAACAACAAGUGGUUCACAGACACCUCCAUCAUCCUGUUUCUCAACAAGAAGGAUCUGUUUGAGGAGAAGAUCAAGAAGAGUCCUCUGACCAUCUGCUACCCUGAGUAUGCAGGUGCCAACACUUAUGAGGAGGCUGCGGCGUACAUUCAGUGCCAGUUUGAAGACCUGAACAAGAGGAAGGACACCAAGGAGAUCUACACCCACUUCACCUGUGCCACGGACACCAAGAACGUGCAGUUUGUGUUUGACGCAGUCACUGACGUCAUCAUCAAGAACAACCUCAAGGACUGCGGACUUUUCUAAAAACGGCGUUUGUUUAGCUUAUCGAGUGAUGUGGUUGGAGUCUGACUGGAGGGAUCUUCUUGGACACUGCUGAGAAUGUCACUUUUUAACCUCUAAUUAACUUAUGUACAUCUCUAAAAGUUUUAAAGACGGAGUGUAGAAGAAACGUUUUGUGUAAAAUAUUUGUACAACAACUGUCUGAGGCUGGCAAUUUUCCACACUUUUAAAAAUGUGCUUAUUUUACCUGUCAUUAUUUUAAAAUUUUAUAUACAAAUGGCUCCUUUGCUUUUUUGUCUAAAAGCAAACAUUUUUUUUGUAGGCGCUUGUGCCUUGCAUGCCUUAGUUGCCGUGUUUUUUUCUUUAUUGUUUUUUCUAGUUUAUUUGAAUUUCAUGUCCAUGAUAUCUCUUUUCUUAUUGUCUCCAUACGAAGGUGUGUUAAACCAGACAGUCACUUUGUAGACCUGUUUCAUUCUUACAUACUGUGAGUGUGUGGGUGCAUGUGGGCUGUGUGUAUGAAACUUUAAUUGCAUUGGUAUGGAUGGUGCAUGAAUGAGUACACAAAACAAAAGGGACUAUUUUAACCAGCUAGUCAUCCUCUUUUGAAGUUUUAUUUUUCUAUUUGACCAAAAACAACCUGAUCUCUCACUGAUUCGCUUGUGCACAAUGUCUGUGUGCUGGCCAUAAAAUGACAUUCCUGAUCUGAUAAUGCAAAAAUGACAGCUUUGAAAAGAGGAUGCCAAAGGCGGCCUUGUAGCAGACAGGAGUAGGCCUAUAUACAGUGCACACACUUGCGUGCACUGUUGUAUUGAUUAUGGUCUGUAAUGGUUUCCAGUUACAUAUCUCCCCUACACCCCAACCCUCUGUUUCCAUUGGAUGGGGACGUUAUUGGACUAAUAUCCAUAAUUUUGCUAAUAAAAGAGUUGCUGUGGUAAAAUCAUGGCAUCCUAUAUAAGAAA